AUGCCAAGAAAAUUCAACAACUUUUCGGAUUUUCUGGAUUUUCAAAAAGCCAAAGAAACAGCUCGUAAAGCACAUCACGAUGAAAAGUACAAAUCAGCCAUUGAGCGUGAAAAUAGAUAUCGCAAUUAUUUGCGUGACGAGUCACAGAAGUUGCGUGAAAAGUGGCAAAAAAGUGCAAUGAGGGCGGAGAAAAGAAGUGAUGCGAGUGCGAAAGGUGAGGUAGUGGAGAAAACCACUCAUCGUGAGGAAAUGUACAGAAAAUUUGCACAGAUGAAUGCCGAAGAACGACGCAGAGCCAUUGAGGAUGUUGAGAAAAUCAUUUGGCGUGACACGGAAAAGCCACGAGAGCUUCAGAGUGCCGCCCUUCUCGGUGAAGUGCUGAAGGUGCAGGAAAAGCAACGGCAUGAGAUGCAGCAGGUGAGAAUGAUGCGUCAGCAGAGACGCACCGAGACGGCUGGGGAAUUGCUGAUGCAGAGUCAACAGUGGUGCGAGGAGCAGCGUCAGAGGGCAUACGAGGCACGGAGACGCACUGCGGAGUAUAAGAAGGAUCUUCAGGGGCUUAUUGAGGAGCGCGAAAAUGCCCGGAGAAUGGAGAGGGAGCAACAAAUGCGCCUGGAGCAGGUACUUGAGCAAAUGAAGGAUGAGGAUUGGACAGCAGAGGCACAAGCUCACCGUGAGCAGGAGAGAAAGAGGCGACAAAUGGUUCAUAGGCAUGCUCUUGAGGCCAUUAAAAUCAAAGAUGAUAUGCUCAAAAGAGAUAAAAUGAAGGAUGCUAUUCAUGAUCGAAUGAUUGACUUGUACGACGAAGGCAGGAAGAGAAUUUCCAACUUCCUGCAGGAAAAAGCGCGGGAAAAGUGCUCACAACGUGAACAACUCAAAUCCAUCAUUGCUCAUCAAUUCUUAGAGAUUCAACCAAAGACUGAGGAAAUUGAGGAAGGGCUCAUGAGACGUGCUAUUGCAGAUCAAGAUGAGAAUUUCCGGCGGAAGCAGGAAAAAGAGCGCGAAGCCGUGCGAAAGCUCAAACGUGAACGCUUUGAAGCUCAAAUGGAGGAUUUGCAGUGUCUCCGCGCGAGGAAAGCUCAAGAGCUGGCCGAGCGCCGUCUCUCGGUGGAAAAUCGCCUCGAGAAUUUCCACGUAACAGCAAAACACCACGAGAUGGAGACGAGGGAACGUAUGGAGGCGGCACGCCGGCAUCGUGAAGCUCUCGACCGGCAAGUGGCGGAAAAGCGCGAACGUGAACGGCGCGAGCGGCAGGAGGAAAUAGCAUUCACAAACCGAAUUAUGGAGGAGGAGGCUGCAGCCACUGAUACGGCUUUUGGGCGGUUCAGUGAACGCCUCGUUGAGGGGGCGAAAGCCAAGGGGGAGCCUCUCCUACCCCUUGAACGGGCUAAAGAGGCCUACAGAACUUUCCACAGCAUAACAAGACGACCCAUUCCGCCGCAUCUUUGCGACAGAGUACCCAUAAAUCAGAAAUCCUACACUGGUACAAAUUGGUAA
This is a messenger RNA of Lutzomyia longipalpis, 1497 nucleotides long. RefSeq names its product apical junction molecule-like. NCBI's taxonomy places the organism in Eukaryota, Metazoa, Arthropoda, Insecta, Diptera, Psychodidae. The coding region runs from base 1 to 1497 and encodes 498 amino acids. The record is from RefSeq and is a predicted model, not a curated record. The transcript has 2 exons.